Mucor velutinosus is the source of this 1482-nucleotide messenger RNA. RefSeq lists its product as uncharacterized. Gene Ontology annotation, molecular function: RNA binding; poly(A) RNA polymerase activity. Bases 1 to 1482 code for a protein of 493 amino acids. Lineage: Eukaryota; Fungi; Mucoromycota; Mucoromycetes; Mucorales; Mucoraceae. The transcript is spliced from 7 exons. Gene Ontology annotation, cellular component: nucleus. The record is from RefSeq and is a predicted model, not a curated record.
AUGUCAGAUACUCGAAGCUUGGACGAUUACUGGGUGAAUUAUUUAAGAGAGAACGAUGUAAUCGAGACCGAGGAUGAGACAUCAAAACGAGAGAAAGUGAUCUUCCUGCUCAACUCGGUAUUAUCCGUCUUCACAAGAGCUGUUGCCGAUGAAAACAACUACAGAGGAGGAGAGAUUCCUUGCUUCUUGAAGCCGUUUGGAUCUUAUGGGCUUGGUGGCUACAUUCGCGACGCUGAUAUUGAUAUUGUGCUCAUCUGCUCACAGCUGAUAAAGAGACGCGAUUUCUUCAGGUUCUUCCCUGACACACUGAAACAAUUGGCAACCAUCCGAGAAAUCGAAUCCAUCAGAAAUGCAAAUGUGCCUAUUAUCAAGUGUGUCGUCGACAACAUUUCAGUUGAUAUAUCAUUUGUUCGACUGCGGGAAAACUACUGUGAUAAGAAUAUCGAUCUAUUGGACGACAAAUACCUAAAGAACAUCCAUGAAACAUGUCGAGCCAGUAUGGAUGGCCCUCGAGUCAACAGCUUCAUCAAGAAGCAGAUCAAAGAAAGCCAUGUCUAUAUUUUCCAAAGAAGCCUCCAAUGCAUCAAACACUGGGCUACCCGCCGACAAAUCUACAACAAGCCAAUUGGAUAUUUGAAUGGAAGUACAUGGACCUUAUUAUUACUCAAGACUUACAUGGAUAUGCGCGAUACACCCAACCUCUCAAUCACUCUUCUCAUCUGUACAUUCUUCAACAAAUGGAGAGACUGGGCAUGGCCAGCGCCCGUUCUACUGACAAGCGAAAUCCCUGGCGGCGAGCAUGGACGCAGAGUCGAACUUCGUGAUAUACCUGAAUUUCAAGAUGCCGUAAUGCCUAUUGUAACACCAUGUUAUCCUGUGAGCAGUGCAGCACCCAAUGUUACCAAAUCGACACUUAAGAUUAUGACUAGAGAAUUUGAAAGAGCUGUUCUCGUCUUGGAUGAUGCUGAUACUGAGCCCAAGGAGACGUUAAAGAAGCUGUUCAACAGCAUUGAAUACUUUAAAAGAUACCAACAUUUUAUGACCAUCAUCACUAGUUCCACAUUGCAAUCCAGCCAUGAAACUUGGCAACGCAAAAUGCCCAAUGUAAUACCUCAGUUCUUACAAAUGCUCGAGAAAUCGCCAGAUCUCAAGUGCAUUCAACCAGUGACAAAGCCCAAGACUUCAUUUCAUAGCUAUCGCACCAACGAAGAAAGAAAAGCGCUUGAAAUGGGCAUGUCCGUAGCAGAAGCCAAGCAAUUGGACUUGAAUGGCCAACUCAACCCUGGCACUGUCUAUCUCAGCUUCUUUUUCAUAGGCAUCCAAGCUGAAAGUGCAAGUCAAUACCUGAAUCUUUCUGAGCCAGUAGAUUCGUUUCAAAAGUUACUACACAGCAGACGCACCAAGUACGACGAUGAUGUUCGUUGGCAUGUUACAGCUUUCAAGAGAAAAAAAGUGAAGGACAUCAUUUUCUCUAGCCACUAA